Molecule: messenger RNA, 2983 nt
Organism: Microplitis demolitor
Lineage: Eukaryota; Metazoa; Arthropoda; Insecta; Hymenoptera; Braconidae
Gene: roq
Product: roquin-1
Exons: 8
Coding region: 189-2954 (921 amino acids)
Molecular function (GO): metal ion binding
Source: RefSeq, a predicted model, not a curated record
GCAUACAUUCGUACAUCGUAUUUCGUGAAUCGUGGUUUCAUCAAUAUAUUAAGAGAAACAAUAAAGUUUAUAUCAUUUACAAGCAAAAUAUUAAUUAACAAUUCAAAUUACAAGUGUGUGAUAAUAGUAAAUUACGCAAUAAAUAUUUUCGUUGAUAAUUGUGAUGUUUUGUAAAAGUAAUAUCAAGAAUGCCAAUACAGGCACCACAGUGGACUGAAUUUCUCACUUGUCCAGUUUGCUGUCACGAUUUUGAUUCAACAGCUCGUGGACCAAUAUCACUAGGAUGUGGACACACUAUUUGUCGUACUUGCCUCGCUAAUUUACAUCGCAAGCAGUGUCCAUUUGAUCAAAAUAAUAUUAAUACGGAAAUAGAAAUAUUACCAGUAAAUGAAGCGUUAUUACAAUUAGUUGGUAAUACGACUCCAAAUGACAACUACGUUCAUCAUACGUUAGUACAACCUGAAAAUCAUGGCGACUAUUUGAUUGCUAAAAAAUGUAUCGAAGAGUUAGCUCUCUAUUUAAAACCAUGUCAAGCAAUACCAGCAAAUGGUAUAGGCAUGGGCCUCGUCUCUCGACCAAUGCAACGAAAACUCGUAACGUUGGUCGGUUGUCAGUUGGUAGAACCAGAAGGACGAGCGCGUGCUGUGAGAGCGGCACGAAGUCUAGGCGAGCGUUCCGUCACUGAAUUAAUUCUCCAGCAUCAAAAUUCACAGCAGCUGAGUGCCAACUUGUGGGCAGCUGUUCGGGCUCGUGGUUGUCAAUUCCUUGGUCCAGCGAUGCAGGAAGAAGUUCUCAAGUUAGUGCUACUUGCUUUGGAAGAUGGGUCUGCAAUGUCGCGUAAAGUGCUGGUAAUGUUUGUGGUCCAGCGACUGGAGCCGCAUUUCCCUCAGGCUUCCAAGACAAGCAUUGGACACGUGGUCCAGCUUCUGUACCGUGCUAGCUGUUUCAAAGUAUCUAAGCGUGAAGGAGAUUCUUCAUUGAUGCAGUUGAAAGAAGAGUUCAGGACUUACGAGGCGCUGAGACGUGAACACGAUGCUCAGAUUGUUCAAAUAGCGACUGAAGCAGGUUUAAGAAUAGCUCCAGACCAGUGGUCUGCUUUGUUGUACGGUGACACUGGUCACAAAUCACACAUGCAGAGUAUAAUAGACAAACUACAAACUCCUCAAUCGUUUGCUCAAAGUGUCCAAGAGCUGAUGAUUGCUCUACAACGUACUCCAGACCCCGGACAGCUGAGUAGUUUAAGGCCGCAACUGGAACUACUUGCUGGCAUUGAUCCUAAUCCUGAAAUCGAGUAUCCCAAUUGGGCGACAACACGCGCAGCUCUAGAAGCUGUAAAGACUGUAGUCACGGCACUCGUUGAAUACAUUCAGAAACACGGAAAUCGUAAAUCUCAAGAGAAUAUUCACAGUACUGGUCCAGGACAAUUGAAAUAUAAAAUCAGUAUGUGCCGUGAUUUAGCUCUACGUGGUUCGUGUCCACGUGCUACUAAUUGUACAUUUGCUCACAGUGAUUUAGAACUAGACAAAUAUCGCUCGAAGCAUCGUAAGCUUAGCAUGCGUUCCAGUGUACCUUCAUCAGGUAGCCCAGACCAUAAAAUAAUAAUCGAAAAACCAGCCGUAAUUUCACCAACUCAAAUUCAACAAAAAUCAUUUACACUGCACACUGAUUUGAAUUAUCAAACUAAAAUAAAUGACAGUCACUGUGAAAAUUUUUAUAACGUAGGUUCUGUUAAUUCGGUAAAUUGUUUGCAACAUCCAUUAAUUAAUAACGAAAAUUAUAUGAACAAUAUGGGUAAUUACGUACUACCGAAUUCACAGUGUCAGCAAGUAACAGAUAAAAAUAUUGAUCUUCAAUGCCCGCAUUACAUUGUACAGCCACCUAUUGAUUAUUCUAAUGCCAAUCUACACAUGUGGGAUACAUUACAAGUACCUACUUCAGGUCUUAAUGGUCAUCAGAAUAAUAACAAUAACAAUAACAAAAAACAAAAAUCAGUCGCUAAAACUUUGGCGCUAUUAUUGCAACGGAGAAUGGAAAUAAUAAAUCAGUUAGAAAAUAUAAUAGGCAAGCCCACGAGUCAACAGCAAUUAAAAAUAAACUAUGAUCCACAAGAUCCAUUACCGCCUACUUAUCCCACAUGGACGAACGCUGCGCCUGUAUCACAAAUGACACCUCAGCAAAUAAAUUACGGAAAUAAUUUUCAUCGGUCUGACUCAAUAUUAUUUGACGAUGAAUUCAUUCCAUUUGACGCGUCUGCUGCUAAUAAAUACGGACCGAUCUCCAGGAUAUCCAAAUCGAUAUUGAGGCCCGCUAAUGGUACGCAACACAAUCCCAUGUACGGUGAGAAUAUUAAUCCUUCAAUACAAAAUAUAAGACCAAUUUCUACUGCUAAUUCUGUUGGGCCCUGGUACUACACUCAACCUUACGGAACUGUGGGAACAAAUGCUGGACUACAGACAAUACAAAAUUCAAAUUUAGACGAGACUUACGUUACUUUGGAGCCUUGUAAUAAAUUAUCAGAACCGUCGCCUCAUGUUCAAUUAACACGACAAGAGAAUGUGUCUAAAGAUCUUAUUUUGGAGUCUCAAAAAGUUAAGCAGCAGUUGAAGCAUUUGGAGAAAAAAAUAAAUGACUUGAAGUUAGCGACUCAAGGAGCAGCAUUUAACGAGGGCGAAAGACUGACACAAGAACUUCACAUAAUUGAAGCUGGCAUUAGGGAAAAAGAAAAGGAUGUUCGUAAUUGGGAUCCAUACUGCAAUGUAACCGGUGUGCAACCAGUGGAUUAUGUAUCCGAUCAAACAAUCAAUCAAUCUAUAAAUCCCGUCAAAGACCAGGAAGACUCUUACGAAGCAGAAAUAGCUAAUGACAUACGUGAGCUAGAAAUGCGAUGGGAUUACGAGCUACAAGAACAAGAGAAACGUUGGUCUAAUGAAGAGGAUAACGUCAAACAGUUAUAGCUUACAUUAAAUUGAGUAAAAAAAAAAAA